Schistosoma mattheei is the source of this 2104-nucleotide messenger RNA. NCBI's taxonomy places the organism in Eukaryota, Metazoa, Platyhelminthes, Trematoda, Strigeidida, Schistosomatidae. The record is from the annotation of a GenBank genome assembly.
GUUUAUUUACUUUCAAGGUUACGAUGCCUCACUCGACUCUUACGGAUUGUGACAGAUACGAAGAAGGUGAUUUAUGUACGGAAAAAAAGCAUCUUUGGUCUAGUCUACUCGAAGAGGUUACACACAAGGCUGCAGUGACAUUGUCUCCCUCCAAAACUCUUGUUGUUUUGGGUGAUGACGAGUGUGGGAAAACUACUCUAAUAGCUCGACUUCAAGGUACAGAAGAUCCAAAAAAAGGUUUUGGACUUGAGUACACUCUUUUGGAUAUCAAGGAUGAAGACAGAGAUGGUAUGGAUCGGUUUAAUUCGGAUGUUUUUGCACCGCCUAGAUCAAACGAAGCUGAAUGUGUGGAUUUUGGAUGGCAACACAGUUCAUAGUCAUCUUUUAAAGUUCGCGAUCAAUGAAGAAUCGUUCGGAGACUGCUUCAUCAUGAUAUGUGUGAGCAUGAUGGAACCAUGGAAUAUUAUUAGCAGCUUAAAUAAGUGGGUUGGUAUCUUAAGAGAACAUAUUGGUAAUCUCAAAGUUUCAAAUGAGAAGCUUCAAGAAUACAAGAAAAAUAAAAACAGAUUGGCAAGCGUUUUUCUGUCAGCAGUUUUGUAUGGUACCCCGAUUAUUUUGUUUCGAGCAAAAUUAUUGUAGUCCAAAAAAGCCUUUUCAAUAACUGCUGCUUACCCUAAACAGUUUCUACGAUAGAUAUAAAGUGGAUGAUUAUUUUGCGCCAAUUCUGUAGUUAUCUAGAACCUGAUGUACUAUCUAACACUGCUCAUGUCGCGCCCAUGUGUAUCAGUCCAUCUGGCAAUCAUCAACCUAAUGGACUUGUUUCACCGAAAAAGUUAUCGGGAAUACACCCUGCAACUGCUGCUCUUCUCUCAAGCACAUUAAACUCACUAUCCGAAACUGCGUCUCAGCCACCGUCUGUUAUAAAUGUCGAACAAGCAAACAUUUCUAUGGAGACAAACACUGAUGAAAAUGCUCUAAUCAACAAUUUGGGGAUUCCAAUAGUUGUAGUGAUGACAAAGGCUGAUUCUAUGGGGGCUCUGGAAAAAGAAAAUCAGUUCACAGAAGAACACUUUGACUUCAUUCAAAUGCAUGUUCGACGUUUUUGUUUGUCCUAUGGAGCGGCACUGUUUUAUGUGUCAGUAAAGGAGGACAAGAACUGUGAUUUGCUAAAUCGUUAUCUACAAAGUCGUAUCUACGGUUUUCCAUUCAGUCAAACUGCGUAUGUUGUCGAAAGAGACUGUAUUUUCGUUCCAGCCGGAUGGGAUAACCUAAAGAAAAUUGGAAUUCUUGAGGAAAACCUUACUCAAGUUCAACCGCAUAGUCUGUAUUCUGACGUAGUUCCUCCACCACCGUCGAAAAAAGCAGCAGUUCGCGAACCGGAACUAUUUACUCAAGAUGACCAAUCAUUUCUUACUCGCCUCUCGGUCAGUAUGCAAAGAGAUAAUGCUCAAGCAAAUAUUUCAAAUAAUACAAUAUCUGGUAAUUCGGAUUCUGUCAUGGAUCAGCUUGGAACAACUACUGCCUUGAUGAAUACAUCUUCCAAUGUUGGAAGUAGACCAGUUUCUGGAUCUCCUCGUACACCUGGUUCUGCUGGUAGAUCAAAGCCUCCUUCAGCUGUUGGUGGAGCUGCUGGGACAACAGGUGGACCUGGACCAGGGGCUUCUGAAGGUGUAUUAGCCAAUUUUUUCAACAGUCUGCUUAGCAAACGCACACCUGUUGUUGGUGGAGUUGGCGGUAUUGGUACAUCUGCAUCACUGAGUACACAAGGUUCUCUAGAUAGGACGUCGAUCUCACAAAAAGAUAUUCAAUCUGAGCUAAAGAGGUUGGCUCAAAGCUCUCGUGAAGCACUGGAUGUUGGAGACAAUGGUCCUGAACAGUUAUUGGGUGAUGUUCGACAACAAAAACUGGACGAAAUGAAAUCAGUUGUCUCCUCAUCUCCUAAACCGACUAAGACAACAUCUAGCACUAACGAGCAACCAAGUCAAGUUUAGCUAUGCAUUGAUUCUUAUUAUUUCCCAUAUUCUUGGUCUACGAAUUCGGUUAACAAUUCAGAUUAUCUUCAAUACAACGAACUGUAUGCUUUAAUAUAACAUUUUCAUUCUUC